CUUCAGAGAGUCGCUUUUGCCCAGUAUAGAGAGUAAGCGCGGUCGUCAGUGCGAGCGAGAGGGAAGGUAGCGUUUCGGUACGGUCGACGAAUUCGCGUCGACACGAGCUCCAGAAAAUCUCUCUCCCCGCGCCUAGGGUUUCUCUCCGCCCUCCGCCUCAUCAGUGCUUCGACUGCGUGUAUUGAGCACACUGUGGUUUUCGCCGUUCGAGCCGUCUGCAUUCGCCGCCUCUCGAAGGAUAUGGACUCGUCUGAUGAGCCAAAUGGAAAUGGGGAGCAUAAUGAUUUGCCGCCACCGCCGCCACCUCCUGCUAUUAUUCCACCAGAUAUUGUUCCUGAGCGAGUUGAACCCGAGAAUCCACCCGAGAAUCCGCCACAACCUGUAAAGAAGAAAGUUUCUCGGGUCCCCAUUGCUAGACGGGGCCUUGGUUCUAAAGGCCAGAAGAUACCUCUGCUAACUAAUCACUUCAAAGUGAAUGUUACCAAUCUUGACGGUCAAUUCUUCCAUUAUUCGGUAUCUCUUUCUUAUGAGGAUGGCCGCCCUGUUGAUGGCAAGGGAAUUGGCAGAAAAGUAAUCGAUAAAGUACAAGGUACCUAUAGUGGUGAGUUAGCUGGAAAGGACUUCGCAUAUGAUGGUGAAAAGAGCUUGUUCACUGUUGGUCCCCUCCCUCGGAACAAACUCGAAUUCACUGUUGUACUUGAGGAUGUUACCUCUAGCAGAAAUAACGGUAAUGCUAGUUCCGAUGGUCAUGGAAGUCCCAAUGAGAGUGAUAGAAAGAGAUUGCGACGCCCCUAUCAGUCGAAGACCUUUAAAGUAGAGAUUAGCUUUGCUGCGAAGAUCCCUAUGCAAGCAAUUGCACAUGCCCUGCGCGGUCAAGAAUCAGAGAAUUCUCAGGAAGCUCUCAGAGUGCUGGAUAUUGUAUUAAGGCAACAUGCGUCUAAGCAGGGCUGCCUGCUUGUUCGUCAAUCUUUCUUUCACAAUGACCCGAGAAACUUCACAGAUGUGGGCGGAGGUGUCCUUGGUUGCAGAGGAUUUCACUCAAGUUUUAGGACGAGCCAGGGAGGAUUGUCUCUUAACAUUGAUGUAUCAACCACUAUGAUAAUUCAGCCUGGACCAGUGGUGGAAUUUUUGCUUGCGAACCAAAAUGUGAACGAUCCCUAUUCUGUUGAUUGGGCUAAGGCUAAACGAACCCUUAAAAAUUUGAGGAUCAAGGCAAGUCCUACCAACAUGGAAUACAAGAUAACUGGCCUUAGUGAGAAGAUCUGCAGGGACCAACUGUUUUCUUUGAAGCAGAAAAGCAGAAAGGAUGCUGAUGGCGAGGCAGAGACCAUAGAAGUGACGGUCUAUGAUUACUUUGUCAACCACCGCCACAUAGAGUUGCGAUUUUCUGGAGAUUUCCCUUGCAUCAAUGUUGGCAAACCAAAGCGACCUACUUAUAUUCCUCUUGAGCUAUGCACGCUGGUAUCCUUGCAACGCUACACCAAAGCUCUGACAAAUCUUCAAAGGGCUUCUCUGGUCGAAAAAUCACGGCAAAAGCCACAAGAGAGGAUGAGAGUUCUGUCAGAUGCUCUGAAAUUGAACAAGUACGAUGCUGAACCGAUGCUGCGUUCAUGUGGGGUAUCGAUCAGUACCCAGUUUACUCAAGUCGAAGGACGUGUUUUACCUGCGCCCAGGCUGAAAGUGGGCAAUGGGGAAGAUUUCUUUCCUCGCAAUGGGAGAUGGAACUUCAACAAUAAGAAAUUGGUUGAGCCAAGUAAGAUAGAGAGGUGGGCUGUUGUGAACUUCUCUGCUCGUUGUGAUGUUCGUGGCCUCGUCAGUAAUCUCAUCAAAUGUGGCGACAUGAAAGGAAUUCAUAUUGACCAACCAUUUGAAGUAAUUGAAGAGAGUCACCAGUUUAGGCGAGCUCCACCUGUUGUUAGAGUGGAGAAGAUGUUUGAGGAGAUACAGUCAAAGCUUCCUGGUGCACCGCAAUUUCUUCUUUGCUUGCUUCCUGAGAGAAAGAAUUCUGAUCUCUAUGGUCCAUGGAAGAAAAAGAAUCUUGCUGAAUUUGGGAUUGUUACUCAGUGCAUUGCUCCUGUGAGGAUUAAUGAUCAGUACCUCACUAAUGUUCUCCUAAAGAUCAAUGCAAAGCUUGGGGGCUUGAAUUCAGUUCUGGCCGUUGAGCAUUCCCCUUCUAUACCCUUGGUGUCUAAAUUACCCACUAUAAUCCUUGGAAUGGAUGUAUCACAUGGCUCUCCUGGGCAAUCUGAUAUUCCAUCAAUUGCUGCGGUUGUUAGCUCCCGCCAAUGGCCUUUGAUUUCUCGCUAUCGGGCUUCAGUGCGGACGCAGUCUCGGAAAGUCGAAAUGAUUGACAAUUUGUUCAAGAAGGUGUCUGAUAUUGCGGAUGAGGGGAUAAUAAGGGAACUUCUCCUCGACUUCUACGUGAGUUCGGGUAAGAGGAAACCCGACCAAAUCAUCAUAUUCAGGGAUGGAGUCAGUGAGUCGCAAUUUAAUCAGGUUUUAAACAUUGAACUGGAUCAAAUUAUUGAGGCCUGCAAGUUUCUUGAUGAGAAAUGGUCCCCCAAGUUUGUUGUGAUUGUUGCUCAGAAAAACCAUCAUACCAAGUUCUUCCAGUCCGGAUCGCCAGAUAAUGUUCCUCCUGGGACCAUCAUAGACAACAAAGUUUGUCAUCCACGCAACCAUGACUUCUAUCUCUGUGCACAUGCGGGAAUGAUUGGGACGACCAGACCCACUCACUACCAUGUGUUAAUGGAUGAGGUUGGUUUUUCAGCGGAUGAUCUGCAGGAGCUUGUUCAUUCACUCUCUUACGUGUAUCAAAGAAGCACUACUGCUAUAUCCGUUGUUGCUCCGAUUUGCUAUGCUCACUUGGCGGCUUCUCAAAUGGGUCAGUUCAUGAAAUUCGAGGAUGCUUCCGAGACUUCAUCUAGCCAAGGCGGGCUGACAUCCGCAGGACCAGUUGCCGUUCCUCAGCUGCCCAGAUUGCAGGAGAAAGUGUGCAACUCCAUGUUUUUCUGUUGAAGGCUUUACUUGCCCUUUCCUUCGGACACCUUUCAGGAAAGGUGGCUUUUUUUAACCCGUACAGGCUUUUUUGUACUCCGGGUCUUGAAGACUCCUAUCAUCUUGUUUUGUGGCGGCUGAGCUCCGGCUUUAUCCAUCUGGAUAUUUUCCGAGACUUGGCCAGAGAUGGUGGUUUCUUUUUCUGUAUAUAUUAUGCGUAGGUACUUUAAAUGCGGCCUUCCACUAGGGGAAAGUCCAGCCAUGAAAACUAUAUACGGCGGUAAAAGACUGGCAUGAACACUUGGUUAUCUUAUUAUCUGAACUUGUUUCUAUCA
Syzygium oleosum is the source of this 3332-nucleotide messenger RNA. RefSeq names its product protein argonaute 4-like. The record is from RefSeq and is a predicted model, not a curated record. Lineage: Eukaryota; Viridiplantae; Streptophyta; Magnoliopsida; Myrtales; Myrtaceae. The transcript has 24 exons. Gene Ontology annotation, biological process: regulatory ncRNA-mediated post-transcriptional gene silencing. Gene Ontology annotation, molecular function: protein binding; RNA binding. Gene Ontology annotation, cellular component: cytoplasm. The coding region runs from base 241 to 3018 and encodes 925 amino acids.